AUGGUUAAACCUAUUAUACUCCUCAGGGCAGAGACCAAGCCUCUUGAGCACCGCUCCGCCUUGACGCCGUCAUCUAUUAAAGCUCUGAUCAGCGCAGGAUACACUGUGAAAUGCGAACGCUGUGACAAGAGAUGCUUCCGCAAUGAAGAGAUGGAGGUCGCUGGGGCAAUUCUAGUCCCCACAAACUUCUGGGUAGAAGCACCUCUUGACCACAUUAUUGUGGGCCUGAAGGAGUUGAUGCCUUCAGAUAACUUCGCCCUCGAGCAUGUUCAUUUGCAUUUCGCGCAUGUCUUCAAGGAGCAACAAGACUGGACCAAGGUCUUGCUUCGCUUUGCCCGUGGAGGUGGCUCUCUGCUGGAUAUCGAAUUCCUUAAAGAUCAUGUUGUUAGAGAUCGCCUUUUGGCUCCCACUAGCUUCUAUGCUGGAUUUUGCGGAGCUAUUCUGGCUAUACAAGCGUGGACUCACCAAAUUUUGCAUCCGGAAGAACCAGAGCUUGCAGAAAUUCUGCCAUAUGAAAGCGAGUGCAAAGCAGUCGAAGACACCAUUUCCCACUUACUGGAUGGAGUCAAGGCUAUUGGCCGUCCACCAACAAUCAUGAUUGUGGGAGCCCUCGGAAAGUGUGGCUUAGGAGCUGUGGACCUAUGCCAACGUCUUGGGUUAGACUCCCAAAGCAUCCUUCAGUGUGGCCGAGUAGAGACCUCGAAGCCGAUAUUUGCCAAGCAAGUGCUGCAAGCCGACAUACUCAUCAACUGCAUCUAUCUUGUUCAAGGCAUCGAACCAUUUGUCACAAUGGAUGCAUGUCGAGAAUUCAAUCGGCGUCUGUCCGUUAUUUCCGAUGUGAGCUGUGACAGCGAAGACCCUGGUAAUCCCAUUGCCAUUUACUCUGGCCGUAGCACUUUCAAGCGGCCGAGUAUUAUCGUUCCUACCAGUGAAGGUCCUACGUUGAGUGUCAUCUCGAUCGAUCACCUCCCGAGUCUAAUUCCCAGAGAUGCGAGUGAAUAUUGCGCAAACCAGUUAUUGCCCAGCCUCCUCAAACUCGACGAGUGGCAAACAGCAGAUGAAUGGAGAAUGGCUCGAGAGCUGUUCGAGAAAAAACUCAAAAAAGCAGUGGAGGUGGAAAAACAAGCACCAGGAGGGUUUUCGCAGCUUGCACCAGACUCGAACCCAUCUCCAGAUCUUUUCAUCGGGAGUAGCAGUGUGUCUGUUGGUGACCAGUCAAGCACUUCAAGUGUAUCAUCUCUGAUGUCAAAAUCGAGCGUAAAGCCUGACGAGUUGCACAAUUCACCACUCGAAAUUGAGAAAACCGUUAGCCCUCCACUUGAUACUCUUGACCCUUGGACGUCAUGUUUCAAAGAUGACUUUGAUACCGAAGCUGUCCAUGCAGGCCACAGAAAACAUGACCUAGCAACAGGCGCAGUAUCCAUGCCCAUCACCAUGUCAUCAACGUACGCGCAAGCGGCCGCUGACACGGUAGGAGAGUACGUGUACUCCCGCAAGGCAAAUCCAAACCGGAGUGAUUUCGAAAGAUCCGUGGCGGCACUUGAACAAGCCAAAUACGGACUUGCAUUUGCUUCCGGCUCGGCGGCUAUCGCAAUGGUUGUCCAUAUGCUCGAGCCAUACAGUAACAUUAUCGCCAUUGCAGAUACGUAUGCCGGUGAGUACUUUAGAGCUUGCUACAAUGCGACGACGAAAUAUGCUGAUACGAGUAUUUUGCGAGUAGGAACUCAGCGGACCUUCACGGUCAUGGCCAAGUCACUCUGCAUCUCAACCACUUAUGUUGAGGGCAAAGACCUCUCCACAGACCUUGGAAAUUAUGUCACCGCGCGAACCAAAAUGAUUUGGAUAGAGUCGCCCAGCAAUCCGUUGCUUCAGAUUGUCGACGUCCGGGCAAUCGCUACCCAAGCCCAUCGUAUGGGUAUCCUAGUGGUAGUCGACAAUACUCUGGCGUCCCCUUUCAUCUUCAACCCUCUAGUACACGGAGCAGAUAUCACAGUGCAUUCGGCUACUAAGCAUCUGGCCGGCCACAAUGACGUGGUUCUAGGUGUCCUGGCUACCAAUUCCAAGGAGAUGCGCGACCGCCUGGCAUUCCUGCAGAACGCCAUCGGUGCUGUUCCUUCGCCAUUUGACUGCUGGCUUGCAUCUAGAGGCCUCCGAACCUUCCACCUACGCAUCAACCGAGCUAACAGCAAUGCACAAGCCAUAGCGGAGGCACUGAAGAGCUCACCUCAUGUCAUCGAAGUGAUGUAUCCAGGGCUGGAAUCACACCCCAGACGCGAGAUAGUCAAGAAACAGCACAACCAUGGUGGUGCUGGAGGUGGUCUAGUUUCUUUCCGAAUCAAGGGAGGUUUCAAAGCCGCGGAACACUUCUGUCGGUCCUUGCGCUUGUUCACUCUCGCCGAAAGCUUUGGGAGCGUACAGAGUCUUUGCGAAGUGCCAGGCCCCAUGACACAUAAGCUUCUGACACCUGAGCAGAGGGCAGCAAUUGGUGUUUAUGACGAUCUGGUGAGACUUAGUGUGGGGGUUGAGGCUCCUAACGAUCUCAUCGAGGAUGUUCUCCAGGGGCUGCAGACAGCACGUGCUAGAUAA
Messenger RNA from Penicillium egyptiacum, 2586 nucleotides. The record is from the annotation of a GenBank genome assembly. Lineage: Eukaryota; Fungi; Ascomycota; Eurotiomycetes; Eurotiales; Aspergillaceae.